This is a messenger RNA of Spirometra erinaceieuropaei, 1022 nucleotides long. The record is from the annotation of a GenBank genome assembly. Lineage: Eukaryota; Metazoa; Platyhelminthes; Cestoda; Diphyllobothriidea; Diphyllobothriidae.
AUGUUACGGCGACUACUGCACCCAAAAGCCACCUUUUGUGACUGCGUGUCUGCCAGUCCGAAGAAAGCUAUCAUAACUGGUGCUACAUCGGGUAUUGGUCUUGCCACCGCUCGUGAACUAGCACGUCGCAACUGGUCACUCCUCUUAGCCUGCAGGUAAGUGCCUUUGGAUAUUUAUACAUCUCCUCUAGAGACAUAGAACGCGGAGAAUCAGUUCGCAAGAGGUUGGCCGCUGACACUGGGAAUUCGAAAGUAACCGUAAAGAAGCUUGACCUUGAGGACCCUCAUUGCAUCAGAGAAUUUACACAGGACCUGCCUCACUUUGACAUCCUUAUUAACAAUGCCGGGAUAAUGUCUGCUAAGCGUACUCCUUCUAAAAGCUUUCCGACGCUAGACACGAACAUGAUGACAAAUUUUCUGGGAUGCUUCUUCCUUUGCAAGUUGGUCUUUCCUCAACUCAAAAAAGACCUACCCAGAAAGACAGGCUUCAGACCGCGGCUAAUAUUCGUAAGCUCUGCUCUCGCUUCACGAGGCAAUCUGAAGCUGCACGGCAAAAAAAGCAUCCUGGCUGCAGCCGAGAGUGGUUGGACAGCCCAACAAUCGUAUGCCAACUCCAAGCAAGCGUUGAACCUCUACAUCCGGGAGUUAUGUACACGCUGCGGCACUGGUAGUGAUAGGCCUUUUGACAUCUACUGCCUGGUUACCGGUGGAAUGGUCAACACUAACUUAAAUCGCGAAAUUGUUCAGGGCUUCCCUCGGCCCGUACAAUGGCUUGUUCAAUUUCUGUCUGGAGUCCUCCUUAAAACUCCCCAUGAGGGUUGCCAAAGCGUCGUUCACUGCUCCGUUAGUGAUGAUGUUUAUGGGGCACACUUUAACGGCAAGCACGGCUCGAACGAAAGCGGAAGUGGCUGUCUGUACCGCAACUGUGUGCCUGUUGAGUGGCCAGCUUCAUCAGCCUUGGGUUCGCUCUCGACAGCAGUCUACCAGGAGGCGGAGUCAAUGUUUGAACACACAUUUCUCUGA